AUGCCAUACAUCACAAGCAAUCAUGAUGGCGCCCGCCUCUUCUACCGUGACUAUGUUCCGGCCUCAUCACCUGCAGCCUUCGCGCCACAAUCGCCGCCCGACCCCGACGACCGGAAGAAACCCGUCCUGGUAUUGACUUCUGCCUGGCCAUUCUCUUCUAAGAUGUGGGAUCACGUCCUCGUCCCGCUGGUCGAGACUUACCGCUUCCGCUGCAUCGCCCCGGACCGUCGCGGUUAUGGCAAGAGUGAAUGGAGUGGCCCUGAUACUUCGAAGGCGGAGAGAAUUGACUAUGACACUUUCGCCAGCGAUCUUGUGCAGAUUCUCGACACUGCCCUUGGGGUCUCCUCUUCCAGCUCUGGGUCACCGGGGUUCAUCGGCGUUGGCUCUAGCUUGGGAUGCGGCGAGCUGCUCAUGGCUCUCUCGGCCAGCACAGAGGCCAGAAACAGCUGCAAGGGCUUGAUCUUCGUCGCGACCUCCUUGCCGAUUCCCUUGCGCACCGCAGAGAAACCCAAUGGCCCUCCGCGAGAGUUCUGGGAUAACAUCCUCUCCAGCCUCCGCCGAGACAAGCUGGGCUGGCUGAGGACCGGGUUGCCAUUUAUCUUCGGCCCAGACAAGCUAUCGGACACGGAAAUGAAAAGAUACGAACACAUGGCAGAGGAAAGUGAUCCGAUCGCCAUCGAGAGGACAGUCCAGGCUUUCUUGGAAAGAGACCUUUCAGACUUGAUGAAGAGUCUUCACGACCCGGAGAAGCCGUUGUCGAUCCUGAUCCUGCAAGGGGAUAAGGAUAGUGUGAAUCCUAUUGACGAAGGGCCGGAAUUGGUGAGGCGAUGUCUUCCAGACACGGAAAUCGUAGUGUACAAGGACGGAUACCACGGUGAGCGCGAUCCUAAGCUAGGCCAGUCCGGACCGAAGCUGCUGACACAAAUGCGUACCCAGGUCUCCUGCAAACCCACAGAGAGAGGUGCCUCGAAGAUAUCGUCAGAUUCAGCAAAGGUUGCACCCGUUGAUGCUCUGUAG
This is a messenger RNA of Exophiala xenobiotica, 1017 nucleotides long. RefSeq lists its product as uncharacterized. The record is from RefSeq and is a predicted model, not a curated record. Lineage: Eukaryota; Fungi; Ascomycota; Eurotiomycetes; Chaetothyriales; Herpotrichiellaceae. The coding region runs from base 1 to 1017 and encodes 338 amino acids. The transcript has a single exon.